Messenger RNA from Oreochromis niloticus (Nile tilapia), 2633 nucleotides. Its product is annotated as calcium homeostasis modulator protein 6. Gene Ontology annotation, cellular component: plasma membrane. NCBI's taxonomy places the organism in Eukaryota, Metazoa, Chordata, Actinopteri, Cichliformes, Cichlidae. Gene Ontology annotation, molecular function: monoatomic cation channel activity. The transcript is spliced from 2 exons. The record is from RefSeq and is a predicted model, not a curated record. Bases 1119 to 1736 code for a protein of 205 amino acids.
AUUAUUAUUAUUUCUAUGAGAUGACAGGUGCUCAUGUUCAUAGUGUCUCAUUAGAAAUGGAUGUUUGUCCCUCUCAGAGUUAUUUCUAUAACUGUUUUACAGUCUGAAUCUAAAUGAUUCCCUAACUCCGUUCCACAACUCUUUCAAAAUUAACGUCUCCUAUAAAGUGGCAGGUCAGUAGUCAAGUGCUUGCCAUAACACGAGUAUGAAUGAUUAAUUUUUUAUAAAUAAGUUGAGUUGUAUAUGAAGAUCAGCUGAAAGCAAUUUAGUUUUCAUCAGUGGUGUUUUUCCUGACCUUUAUUCAUUGCGCCUAAAUACUGUCAGGUUUUAACGUGAGGAGAUUAUGGUGAUGCUCUUGAGCCCACUGAGGUCAUUUAUAAAUUAUGUCAUCACAUCCCUAGCCUGGGUGCUCUGGAGCUGUAUGUACCACAUCCCCUUGAAAGUUCAACAUGGCCUCCUGUAAUCCUCUUCUAUCCUUAAUCUGCGCUGUCCCGCUGCAUGGGCGACCUCCCGUGGUCAGUAGAGGUAAAGAGAAAAGUGUCAACUUGCAUCCAUUUUUGUAAUUCCAAACACUUGUAGCAAAUGGGGGAAACGCUUGAGUACUUCAAGCAUUAACAACUGUAGCUAUGUGUGGUAAAUUAUGUGUCCUUUUUUUAGAUGAUUAUGAUUUUCAUUUUGAAAUCCCUUCCUUUUAGUUUUGUUGCAGUGUGAAUUGGGGAUUGCAAGUUGAUUCUUCAAUGUAAAAGCCUGCCUUUGGAUAUAUGGCUACCCCUACAUGUGUUUUUUGCUGGAAAAUGCCAAUCUUUGCUCAAUUGCAGAACAAACUUCCCUCCACUUUACAGCCCUCCCUCCAGUUUGUCCAUGGAAGACCACAUUUAAAAAGUAACCCCACCUGAAACUUCACAAAGCCCAAUCAGCUAGAGAAAUGUCAGAGCAGACGGCACACCCUCUUUUGUUCAAAACCAAUCAGAGUGGAAGUGUGGCAUUUUGCCCGAGGGGAAAACUUACCCCUGGAUGCGUUAAUUACGCAUCACUUAGCUGUUGCCAAUGUGUUCACAACGGAGGAUCCUCUUUUGGGUUUUUUACAACGACUGUCUUCAUUCUUUGGUCAAUCUAGUAUGGAAAGUAGACAACAAUGGCUUACCAGGCUGAAAAAUGAACUUAGUAACAGUCCUCUGGUAUCAAAUGUGGCUUUUGGCUUUAUCCUCAUGGGACUAGAGAAGCUGGUGGAGCUGGAGUUUGAGUGUCCUUGCAGUCCUAAAUGGAACGGAUUGUUUUCAUCAGCAUUCUUCAUCAUUCCUGCCGUCAUGGCCUUCACUUUGAUGCUAAUCAUUCAAGGAUGCAGAUGUGAUAUGUGGUGCAGGAAAACUGUGUCCCUCUCCAGUUUUGUUCCCGCUAUCGUGUGGCUGAUUUUAUUGUUCCUCGAUGGCCAAUACUUUGCUUGUGCUAUGACAGACUGGGAGGGUAGAUUUGUACUAGUUGACAAGGCAGCUCCACAGAAAUGGUGUGAGCCAAUUAGAGAGGGAGAUGUCACCACACAAGAACUAAUGCUCCGCUCACAACAGCUGUUUGUGUUUUCUCAGGUUAUAGGCAUAGUCCUCCUCAUUUUCAUCUGUGUGGGUCUCAUAGUGUAUGUAAUCAGAGAAAGCUGCCAACAAGAGGUGGAGAUGCAGGAUGCAAAUGUAGCUGAGCUCACUGUGCUCAGGAUGAGCUCUCUAAGGACCCGGACAUCUUGAGGGGACACACACCGCCCACCACACCUGCCCUGCUGGCACGGAUACUUGUAAAUACUUGGAACAGACAUUUACUAUAAGUUUUUGUAACUGAUGUACCAUUUGAGUAUUUUCCUCAUGGAAGCGGGAUAUACAGUGCCUUUUGAAUAGCCACUGAUGCUGCCAAAUGAAGCCUCAUAAAUAUGCAUAUAAUAUCAAUAUUAGUGAAAACUCUUAUUGUCCUGUAAUGUAAUGUGAGGGUUUUUUGUUUGUUUGUUUUACCUAAACUUUGUGGUGUGUUUUGAGAAAUAUGGUUCUCUUUUCGUGUCUUGUCUGUGAAAGCUACAUAAAGUAAUGGAUUAGUACAUCGAUCGCCAAUUCAGCUGAUUCAUCUUUUUUAUUAGACUACUUCAUGACAAGCAGCACAAGGCAGGAGCCAGCAAGAAGAGAAACUGUUAAGCACCAUUACUUUCAGUAAAACAUCUCUUUGUUUUUUGAAUUUUUGUCCUUAGCUAACUAGCUCUUAACCCCAGUAUUAUUUUACUGCACACAUAUGUGCAUUUAAUUUUUAGCAUGUUUGUUUUUGCCCUUAAAAGUGAUAUUUCACUUUGUCAUGUAAUCAAGUUUUUUAAUUUUUUUUGUUUGUGUUUUUAUCUUGACACAAGUGAAAUCCACCAGGCAGCUAAUAUUGAUCCGACUAAUAUUAGUUGACUUGUACUAUUGUUUUUUUAAUGUGUGAUUGCUAAAAGAAGAAUGUGAAAAUUUCACUUCUCUAAACUGAAACUUCACUUCUUGUUUUCCCUCCUGUAGCCAAAGAUGUUAGACCCCCGUUAUGUUUACUUUUUGGUAACAGUAAAAAUUCAGACUUAAGUGAAAUUCUUAAUGUUUCACCUGUUUACCAUUGACAUUCUUUCUAUAACA